CCGGAGGAGCGGUGUGGGGUUGGCGGCGGAGGUUCAGGCGGUGGCGUUGGCGUUGGCGGCGGCUUCGUGACCACCGACAGGACUGGGCCUCGGGAGGGCCUUCGGGAGCCUCGGGGGCGGCGGCCAACACCUCGCGGCCAAAAUGAAGUCGAGAUUCAACACCAUCGACAUCCGAGUCACAGUGUCGGAGCUCCAGAGUUAUUUAGGGAUGAGGGUAAACAAUGUUUACGAUGUGGACAACAGAACGUAUCUCAUUCGAGUACAAAAGCCUGAUUUGAAAGCUAUUAUUUUAAUUGAAUCUGGAAUUCGGAUUCACACAACAGAGUUUGAAUGGCCAAAGAACAUGAUGCCAUCCGGCUUUGCAAUGAAGUGCCGUAAGCAUCUAAAAUCGCGCCGUUUGAUCAGCGUUAAACAGCUUGGGGUCGACAGGAUUGUAGAUUUUCAGUUUGGAUCUGAUGAUGCAGCUUACCACUUGAUUGUUGAACUGUACGACAGAGGUAAUGUCGUUCUCACAGACCAUGAAUAUACAAUUCUUAAUCUCCUGCGUUUCCACACCAACGAAGCAGAUGAUGUGAAAUUUGCUGUUCGAGAGCGAUACCCAGUGGAUAAAGCCAAAGGUCCAGAGCCUCUGCUAAGCCUGGAGAGGCUGACAGAAAUUUUGUCUAAUGCACCAAAUGGAGAACAAUUGAAGAGAGUUCUUAACCCUCACCUACCCUAUGGAGCAACACUGAUUGAGCACUGUCUGACUGACGUUGGAUUCUCUGGUAGUGUUAAAGUAGACGAAGAUUUUGAUUUGUCUAAAGAUGGAGAAAAACUUCUGGCAGCUCUUCAGAAAGCUGAAGAAUUCAUGGAAAUGAGUAGUAACUUUAAUGGAAAGGGUUAUAUUAUACAGAAACGAGAGCAAAAGCUCAACUUGGAUCCAGGCAGUCCCCCUGAAGAGCUACUAACCUAUGAGGAGUUUCAUCCGUUCCUUUUUGCACAGAAUGCGAAAAGUUUGCACGUCGAAUUUGACUCCUUCAAUAAGGCAGUUGAUGAGUUUUAUUCAAAGCAAGAAAGUCAGAAAAUAGAUAUAAAGGCUUUACAUCAGGAGAAACAAGCAUUAAAGAAACUGGAUAAUGUUCGUAAGGAUCAUGAGAAAAGGUUGGAAUCCUUACAGGCAAAUCAGGAAAUCGAUAAAGUGAAGGGAGAGUUAAUCGAGAUUAAUCUGACCAUGGUCGAUAAAGCCAUCCACGUGAUACGCAGUGCCCUAGCAAAUCAGAUCGACUGGACGGAAAUCGGAAACAUUGUAAAAGAAGCACAGGCUCAAGAUGACCCAGUGGCCUGUUCCAUUAAAGACCUGAAGCUGCAAACCAACCAUAUCACUAUGCUGCUGAAGAACCUAUACGUUACGACUGAUGAGGAAGAUCAACAGGGCGUCGAUGUGGAGGAAGAAGUGGGAAUAGAAGAAGUGAAAGGCAAGAAGAAAAAGAACAGAAACAAGCAGCAAAAGAAAAUGCCGCAGAAGAACAAGCCCAUGUUAGUGGACGUGGAUCUCAGUUUAUCUGCAUACGGCAAUGCAAAAAAAUACUAUGACCACAAAAGAUUUGCAGCUAAGAAGGAACAGAAGACCGUUGAAGCAGCAGAAAAGGCAUUCAAAUCUGCAGAAAAGAAGACAAAAAAGACAUUAAAAGAAGCUCAAACGGUCAUUACUAUCCAGAAGGCCAGGAAAGUGUAUUGGUUUGAGAAGUUCUUGUGGUUUGUCAGCAGUGAAAAUUACCUGGUGAUAGCUGGUCGAGACCAGCAGCAAAAUGAGAUCAUUGUGAAACGAUACCUUAGAUCAGGUGAUGUUUAUGUGCACGCUGACCUUCAUGGUGCAACUAGCUGUGUCAUCAAGAACCCAACAGGGCAGCCACUUCCACCACGUACAUUAAUGGAAGUGGGCACAAUGGCAGUGUGUUACAGUGCAGCAUGGGACGCUCGUGUAAUAACAAGUGCUUGGUGGGUCUACCAUCAUCAGGUAUCAAAAACUGCACCUACAGGGGAAUAUCUGACAACAGGAAGUUUUAUGAUCAGAGGUAAAAAGAACUAUCUCCCACCUUCCUAUCUUAUGAUGGGAUUCGGCUUCUUGUUUAAGGUCGACGAGGAAUGUGUUUGGCGACACAGGGGUGAACGGAAGGUGAAAGUGCAGGAUGAAGAUAUGGAGUCAGUGACCAGUACCACGACUGAACUAUUUUCUGAAGAAACUAUACCUUUAGCCGAAUCAGAUAAUGAGAGCAGUAGUGACGAGGACAAAGAACUCGGUACGAAGACUGAAAGUGAGCAGUGUGAGGAAAUCUCAGCACAAGCAGAAGACCAACAGGAACACUCAGAAGCUGAAUCAGAGGAAAAAGAAGAGGGUGAUUUAGAGAAUGACGUGAACGACCCUGAAGAGUCCCAGAUAUCGGAGACUGAGGAAAACGACGCAGAAGAAUCGAGGGAUGAAUUCAACUAUCCUGAUACAACUAUUGAUCUGUCCCAUCUUCAAGCCAAGAGGCCUAUGCAGAUGCACAUCAAAGUGCCCGAUGAACUGAUUGAACAAGUUGAUGGAAAAUCACAAAGCAGAAAACAUCUAUCAACCAAAGAAAGAAAAGAAAUGAAGAAAAAGAAGAAACCUGAAACCGAUUACUGUGAAUUCACAGACCAAUCUAAAGACAGGAAAACAGCAUCUGUAGGAGACGAGGAUGCUACAUUACCUGGGUCGAUCCAGCAGCCUUUGAAAAGGGGACAGAAGGCUAAAUUGAAGAAGAUUAAAGAAAAAUACAAAGAUCAAGAUGAGGAAGAUCGUGAACUAAUGAUGAAAUUACUAGGGGCAGCAGGUUCAAGUAAAGAAGCUAAGGGGAAGAAAGGAAAAAAGGGAAAAACAAAAGAAGAUUGUUUGAAAAAAAUCCACCAGAAAGGAAAGAUUGCGCUAAAAGGAGCCAAUGUUAAGCUGAAAGGACAGGCGGUGUAUGUAGUAACACAUCUUGAGGCAGAUGGUGCUCUCGAGGCUACAGCAACUGCAGAAGACCAGGAAGAUCAAGAGGAACAUGAGCAAGACCAGCAAGCAGUUGAGGAGGGUCAAAAUUUACUGAACUCAUUGACUGGACAACCUCACCUGGAGGAUGUGUUGCUCUUUGCUGUACCACUCUGUGCACCAUACACUGCCAUGACUAACUACAAGUACAAGGUGAAGCUUACCCCUGGCACACAGAAGAAAGGGAAAGCCGCUAAAACUGCCCUGCACAGCUUCAUGCAUUCCAAGGAUUCUACAUCACGGGAAAAAGAUCUAUUCCGCAGUGUAAAGGACACUGACUUGUCGAGAAAUAUACCUGGCAAAGUGAAGGUUUCAGCACCUAACUUAUUGGCAUUAAAACGGAAAUAACCACAGAGGAUUGAUGCUUUCUCUGGGACUGUAUGUAUGGAGUAUUUAAUGAUGAGUGCAGAAGAGCUGAUUUGUUGGGAAUUCUUUAAUAAUAAUCAGAAUUAAGCAUGCAUUCUUGUUCUUUGCUUUAUAAUAAUACAUAAAUCUUACGUUUAUCAAUCAAAGACAGUAUUCACAGGAACUCACUCUUCCAGGCUUUUACUGGUGAAUUACCAAAGUAUUUGACCAUGCUGCCAAAAUCCCACACAUUCAAAUAAUUUUUGUUCCUUUAAUGUUCCUUUUUUGUUGAAAUAAAAUGAUAUUCUUUGUACUGCUACAGUUAAUGGCUAAAACUGUUAGAAAAACUACUUUUGAAAAGAGUAAUUAAUGAAACUGAAACAUUAAAUUUUUAUCGCAAUUAUUUAUAGUA
Messenger RNA from Callorhinchus milii (elephant shark), 3788 nucleotides. RefSeq names its product nuclear export mediator factor Nemf. The coding region runs from base 143 to 3379 and encodes 1078 amino acids. Gene Ontology annotation, molecular function: tRNA binding; ribosomal large subunit binding. The transcript has 33 exons. The record is from RefSeq and is a predicted model, not a curated record. Gene Ontology annotation, biological process: ribosome-associated ubiquitin-dependent protein catabolic process; rescue of stalled cytosolic ribosome. Gene Ontology annotation, cellular component: RQC complex. NCBI's taxonomy places the organism in Eukaryota, Metazoa, Chordata, Chondrichthyes, Chimaeriformes, Callorhinchidae.